This is a messenger RNA of Felis catus (domestic cat), 2410 nucleotides long. It is a transcript of the gene ZNF2, whose product is annotated as zinc finger protein 2. The transcript is spliced from 5 exons. Gene Ontology annotation, biological process: regulation of transcription by RNA polymerase II. Gene Ontology annotation, cellular component: nucleus. Gene Ontology annotation, molecular function: RNA polymerase II cis-regulatory region sequence-specific DNA binding; DNA-binding transcription activator activity, RNA polymerase II-specific. Lineage: Eukaryota; Metazoa; Chordata; Mammalia; Carnivora; Felidae. The coding region runs from base 226 to 1506 and encodes 426 amino acids. The record is from RefSeq and is a predicted model, not a curated record.
AGGCUCCAGGCUCUGAGCUGUCAGCACAGAGCCCGACGUGGGGCUCGAACUCACAAACCAUGAGACCAUGACCUGAGCUGAAGUUGGACACUUGACCGUCUGAGCCACCCAGGCGCCCCACCAUUAUCAUCAACAUGAUUACCAUCCUCAUUUCACAACUGCAAACCCAAUGCAUAGAGAAUUUAGGACUCUGCCCUUUUCUACAAGGAGAGCACACAGGAGGGAAUGGCCGCUGUGUCUCCAACUGACAGAUGCCAGGAAUCAGUGACAUUUGAGGAUGUGGCUGUGAUUUUCACAGAUGAAGAGUGGAGGCAUCUAGUCCCUAUUCAGAAGGACCUCUACAAGGAGGUGAUGCUGGAAAACUAUAAGAGCAUUGUCUCAUUGGGACUCCCAGUUCCUCGACCUGAGGUCAUUUUUCAGUUGAAGAGAGGGGAUGAGCCUUGGAUAGUUGAUCUUCAUGGAUCUGAGGAGAGAGAAUGUCCAGGGAAUGUCUCUCUAGAUUGGGAGACCAAGCCUGAGCCUCAGGGUGCUUCGGAAGAAGAAAAACCAGGACGAAUAGUGAGGGAAAGGCUUGGAAGAAAAGUUCCUCUGUGUCCUAAAUUUGAAGCUCAUGCCCUGGAGGGUGAGUUAGAAACAGGGAAGGGGAGCCCUGUGGUGCAGACCUGCAAGAAGUCCCUUUCCCAGAAGGAAAAUUUGCAGCAAGGGUCUAGCCCUCUGAAGAAAAUUCUCACUAAGGAGAGAGACCAGGAAUGCAGCAACUGUGGGAAGACCUUUUUUGACCACUCAUCGCUUAUCCGCCACCAGAGGACUCACACUGGAGAGAAGCCCUAUGACUGUCACGAGUGCGGGAAGGCCUUCAGUCACAGGAGCAGUCUCAGCAGACAUCUGAUGUCUCACACGGGGGAGAGCCCCUACGAAUGCAACGCGUGUGGGAAGGCCUUCUUUGACCGGUCGUCCCUAACGGUCCAUCAGCGAAUUCAUACCGGAGAGAAGCCCUUUAAAUGCAGCGAGUGCGGAAAGGCCUUCUUUGACCGCUCGUCCCUUACUCGACACCAGAGAAUUCAUACUGGAGAAAGUCCUUAUGAAUGUAAUCAGUGCGGGAAAGCCUUCAGCCAGAAAAGUAUUCUUACUCGACAUCAGCUCAUCCACACUGGCAGGAAGCCCUACGAAUGUAAUGAGUGUGGGAAAGCCUUCUAUGGCGUCUCGUCACUGAACAGACAUCAGAAAGCCCACACUGGAGAGCCUCGCUAUCGGUGCAGCGAGUGUGGGAAAGCUUUCUUUGACCGCUCGUCCCUCACGCAGCACCAGAAGAUUCACACUGGAGACAAGCCAUACGAAUGCACCGAAUGUGGGAAAGCCUUUAGCCAGAGGUGCCGGCUUACGCGACAUCAGAGAGUGCACACGGGAGAGAAACCCUUCGAAUGCAGCGUGUGUGGCAAAGUGUUCAGUUCGAAAUCGUCAGUCAUUCAACAUCAACGGCGUUAUGCCAAACAAGGAAUAGACUGAGUUGGGUGGAAGCUUCAGUCAGCGGACCACCGUAGAAACCCAAGACUGGUCUUUCCCACAGCAGGCAAAUCCCUCCUUUGAGCACUCUACGUAUUCUGGCCACUACUCCCCUUUUCCAUCUCUGCUGCCACGGUGUGAAUAAACACUCGCUACCUACUGUGUUAUAGAACUGAUGUGGGAUGCCGGAAAGGAGGCUGUGACUCUAAAGAGUCGACAUUUUGCUGAAGCUUAUCAGACAAUAGGAUAAAUGUUAGGAGGUGAUCCGCAGGCACGCCUCUUGUCUGAGGCCCCAGGUACCACUGCACUUUAAUAACCGGAGGCCAGGAUGGGAGGGAUGGCAGAAUUGUGUCAGGGCCGUACUGUUGCUUCCAGAACGGUUCUUUUUAUAGCUGGGUCCCUUUCCCCUGGGAGCUUUUUUGGGCACUGACCUUGUUCUUUGUGUCCUAGCUUGUAGGUCCCUUCUGCUGCUGCUGCUGCUGCUGCUGCUGCUGCUGCUAUGACUAGCUAGCUAAGUAGCACUUACCGAGUGCUCAUUAUGGGGUAAGCACUCAGUGGAGAGUUCGGCAAAGAGUAGAUUAUUUGGUCCUCUCACCAACCCUAUCAAGUAGAAGUAGGUACUGUUACUAUCCUCAUUUUACAGAUGAGCAAACUGAAAUUUAGAGGUGUCGAAUAAUUUGCCCAAGGUGGCACAGCUAGGAAAAGGUGAAGCCAAGUCUUGGAUACAAGUCUGCCUUCAAAGUCUGUUCCUUUAAGCAUUAUGCUCUACGGUCUGUUUCAUAAUUUAUGUACGUGUAAUCUCUCCUCAACUAGAUUGUAAGCACUUGGAGGCGUGACUUAUGUGUCUUUGUAUCUCACACGGUGCCUUGCACAUAAUAGGUGCUCAAUAAAUAUUUAUCCGAAUUAA